Molecule: messenger RNA, 2792 nt
Organism: Populus euphratica (Euphrates poplar)
Lineage: Eukaryota; Viridiplantae; Streptophyta; Magnoliopsida; Malpighiales; Salicaceae
Product: SET domain-containing protein
Exons: 14
Coding region: 932-2242 (436 amino acids)
Biological process (GO): peptidyl-lysine monomethylation
Molecular function (GO): protein-lysine N-methyltransferase activity; protein binding
Source: RefSeq, a predicted model, not a curated record
AAAGGAAAGCUGGAGUCGAAAUUUCUUCAAAGCUUUACAUUGGCAAAUCCGCGUACGGCAGGAUGAAAAACAGGGGAAUCUCUUGGCGCUUGGAUGUGUGAAGCAGUCCUUAAUUUUUAUAAGGUGUGCAACACCUUGGACCGAAUUCAGUUGCAUAAAAUGUGCAGCUUGUGAAAUGAGCUCAUCCUUUAAGGCCUUAAGUCAACCUGUCUUUGUGCUCCUGUUUGACUGAUGAAAUCAAAGCUUCUCGAUUCUUUUACCACAUGAAAAGUUUCAUAGCAAAUGCUCAAGAUGUGUUUGCUGGAUCUGGGAGAAAUUAAUGAUAUCAUUGACCUCGAUCAACAUGUAAAUUUGGUUAUACUAUCUGAAAGUGGUUCCAACUAAUUACUUGGCCAUGGUAAUGCAAAUACACAUUCCUGUGCAGAACUUGCUAGUUUGUCAAUUGGGCUUUGAUUCUUAUUCUGAAUCUGGGAUUGCCACCAGUUGAUCAAAGAUAGUCUAUUACACAUUACUUUGGAAGGACUGACUAUUUCUUGGUUGGUCAACUUGUUAAGUUUGAGCACUUCUGUGGCUGCAUGAGGUAAGGGUAAACUGAAAAAUUGAAGGCAUAUCCUGCACUCUUUUGCCCCAUGCUGGAGUGAACAUCAAUAGAGUUCAAAUGCACGCACAUCCUAUUUGUAGCAAAUAGAGUGCCUUAUCACCUUAGCUUGUGCCAGGCAUCUCUUAUAUGCGUGUCUUUGUUUGUCUCUCAAAUAGCUCACUCACUUGAAGGAGAAUAUUUAUAGUAUUCAAAGGUCUUAUUAUUUUCAGCAAUCAACUGGGUUUCCUGCACCUCAUCAGUAAUGAGGAAAUAGCUUAAGUAUCGGAAGGCCUUUACUACAAUAUAGCAGCUGCAACUGUUGAUGAAAAGUAUAUUCUAUCACUAAAACACAUGGAGGGAUGGAUGCUCUCUUUUGUCACCAGCCUUGUCAAAUUUCUUUCAAAAGUAAAAAAAUUAAUGAUGCAUGUUUUGGCUUACAGGUCACUGUUUGCUUCUAAAAGCAUACAAACUGGAGAAUGCAUACUGAGAGUCCCAUACAACGUGCAAAUAGCACCAGAUAAUCUACUUCCGAAAGUUGCAUCUUUGUUAGACAAUGAAGUUGGCAAUGUUGCAAAGCUUGCUAUUGUCAUUUUGAUUGAGCAGAAAAGAGGGCAGGAAUCAGAGUGGGCCCCUUAUAUCAGCUGCCUACCUCGGCCUGGAGAAAUGCAUAGCACGAUAUUCUGGAGCAAAAGUGAGUUGGACAUGAUUCAUCAAAGCACAGUAUACCAAGAAACAAUUAAAGAAAAAUAUCAAAUUGAAAAGGAUUUCUUGAAAAUUAAAUCAGCUCUCGAUCACUCCCCAGAAAUUUUAGAUGGUAUCACACUUGAGGAUUUCAUGCAUGCAUAUGCUUUAGUUAGAUCUCGAGCAUGGGGAAGCACAAGGGGUGUAUCCCUGAUUCCAUUUGCAGAUUUUUCAAACCACGAUGGGGUUUCUGAAGCAUUCUUAUUAAAUGAUGAAGACAAACAGGUCUCAGAGGUCAUUGCUGAUCGUAAUUUUGCUCCUCAUGAAGAGGUGCUGAUCAGAUAUGGAAAAUUUUCAAAUGCUACCUUGCUGUUGGAAUUCGGAUUUGUAGUUCCACACAACAUCCAUGACCAGGUCCAGAUUCACAUUGACGUGCCCAAUCAUGAUUUUCUAGGUGAAAUGAAGUUGGAUAUUUUACGAAGGCAUCAUUUACCAACCACAAGAUAUGCCAAUGACUUCAAGUUUUCAGGGGAUUCUUUCAUAAUCAAGGAAGUAAGGUCCGCUAGAGGCAAAGGAAAAGGUCUGCCACAAUCACUACGUGCAUUUGCUCGUGUUCUUUGUUGCAACUCUUCUCAAGAUUUAAUUGAUUUGGCCAUGGAAGCUGAACAAAAUGAUGGUCGUUUAGCUCGAUGCCCUUUAAAAAAUAGCAGCAGGGAGAUCCAAGCACAUGAGAUCCUGUUGUCAAGAAUCAGUCAACUUAUUGAGGAAUAUAAUGUAUCUAUGAAGUCAUUGGAACCACCUGUUGCUGCUUCUGUGUGCAAAAGAUUUGCUCUUCGAAGGCAGAUGGCUCUAGAUCUCCUCACUGGUGAGCUUCUUGUCCUUGAAUCUGCAUACACAUGGCUGAAUAAUUACUGUGCUACCUUGUUACAGCAUUCCACUACCAAUGAUGAUGCCAGUGCCUGUGGGAAUAUUCGGGAAUGAACAAGUAAAUAAGAGCAGAAUGUUCAUUUUCUCCGUCACAUCCUGGUACAUGUAAAUUCAUUCAAAACUGCAAGCAGGAAGUUCAGAAAGAAGCCAGUUUCUAAAGCUAGACUGACGUCCAAGUGCCCUUCCUGGGUGUUUACAAACCUGCAACAUUAUGCCGGAAAUCCCGAUUGCAAUGAAGAUAGUGCAAAGUACAUCGGUUUUUUGCAACGUAGGGUGCCACUAAAAUUUAGAAGCUACUGUACUACAGCUAAGGUAAUGCUGUUGUGUCCAUACCAAUCACAGGAUUUCGUUAGUGCUGCCCAUUUAUUACGAUAUUUGAAGCCGAAGCAGCCUGCAUUCACCCUUUUCUUUCUCUUUGUUUUUGUGUGUAAUUAUGUGAUAGUUAUCAGAAAACAGAGUAAUUCUUGUUUCGAUUUUAAACCAAACAAUUUGCUGUGCUCUAGGCCACCGGCAACUCGAUGACGGGUGGAACUUAACGGCAUAUACCACCUUCUUUUAUUCUUUUUACCGUAUGGAAAGGGAUCAGAGGUGGCCCCAACUACAA